CGCCAAACCUUCGAUCUACUUGAGGUCGCACCGCAUCACACCACCAUCCAGAAGAACACCGCCGGCCAUGUCACGGCAAACAGAACGCUACUCGCUCGUCGUCUACGGCGCUACGGGCUUCACAGGCAAGCAUGUCGUUAAUCAAAUUGCGGGCGAGAUCGAUGUGAUGCGAAGGGAAGUGGGCGCAAAGUUCUCAUGGGCAAUUGCUGGACGCAACAGCACGGUCCUCAACCGCAUGGCCGCGGAUCUGGGCGGACGAUUAGGGGAAGAGAAUCACCCAGGCGUCGUCGUGGCAGAUAUCAAGGACCAGAUAGGCCUGCAGAAGAUGGCAGAGGGAGCUCAUCUCGUCAUGUCUUGCGUGGGACCCUACGCCUUCAUGGGCGAGCCCGUAGUCAAGGCCGUCCUCGCAGCUAAUGAUGCGCUCCAGAAACAUGGCGACAGCCAGCCGUGCGACUACAUCGACCUAGCAGGCGAGCCCGCAUGGAUCGAGGAGAUGUGCCUACGCUACGGUGAUCGCGCCACGCGCUUGGGCUGCUCCAUCAUCCACUCCGCCGCCUUCGACUCGGUACCAUCCGAUAUCGGCGUUCUGGAAGCCAAGAAAGCGCUCAUCAGAAAGUCAGCCAUUCCGACGAGCGUCGAGGUCUUCGUCCGGCUCAAGGGCUCGUACAAAGAGGGCAUGGGCAUCCAUUAUGCCACAUAUGAGGCGGCCAUCAACGGCUUCUCGACACGCCUGUAUCUCCUACCCUUCUUUUUCGCAGACCCCUCCAUCAUCCGGCUCAGCCAGUCCCUCCAAGCACACCUGAAUCAAGACGUCCCACCUGUCGUCUUCUCAGUGUGGCUCGCCAUCCCCUCCUUGACCGUCCUUCUCUUCGCCCUCGUAGCUCUCACCAUCUUUGGGAUCCUCGCCAACUUUUCCCUCGGUCGCGCCCUACUGCUGCGCUACCCUCGCAUCUUCAGCUUGGGCAUGGUCUCGCACCAAGGUCCCACACAGGCACAGCUAGACGCUUCGAGCUUUGCAACCACUCUUGUCGCGAGAGGGUACAGCGCCGAGGCAGUCAAGAGCGGGAGUGGGCCGGACACGAGGGCUGUCGUCAGGGUGAGAGGGCCAGAGAUAGGGUACGUCUCCACGCCCUUGCUCUUUGUCACCGUGGCGCGUACGAUGCUCAAGCAGAGGGAGAAGAUCGUAGCCGGGGUGUUGACGCCAGCCGCAGCGCUGGGCCAGACGUCACUCGUAGACGAGCUCAACCGCGGUGGCAAGGUCAGAUUCGCGAACAUAGAGUAGGCGCGUGCAGCGCGACGAUUCGGGUCGGAAAGCUCUAUUUGAAUUAAAAAUGC
This is a messenger RNA of Jaminaea rosea, 1335 nucleotides long. RefSeq lists its product as hypothetical. Gene Ontology annotation, cellular component: lipid droplet; plasma membrane; mitochondrion. NCBI's taxonomy places the organism in Eukaryota, Fungi, Basidiomycota, Exobasidiomycetes, Microstromatales. The transcript has 3 exons. Gene Ontology annotation, biological process: glycolipid biosynthetic process. The record is from RefSeq and is a predicted model, not a curated record. The coding region runs from base 68 to 1282 and encodes 404 amino acids.